Bursaphelenchus okinawaensis is the source of this 1111-nucleotide messenger RNA. NCBI's taxonomy places the organism in Eukaryota, Metazoa, Nematoda, Chromadorea, Rhabditida, Aphelenchoididae. The record is from the annotation of a GenBank genome assembly.
AUGUCUGAAGAGGUAUGUACCAUAAGAUGUCUUAACAUUCUGUCUUUUUUACUUCCAAUAAAAAUGUUUAACGUCUUCAUUAUUAGUGUAAUCAAUUUUACAGGACAAUUGGAUAGAUGUUCUUGAAAAUGGAGAGAUCUUUAAACGAACUUUGGCAGAUUCAGAUGGAAUCCAGCCCAUUGGUGGAGACUUGGUAUGCGUAACAGUGGAGUGUGAACAUGAACAUUAUCAAUUAGAAGCGCCACUUGGAAGAGGUCUUUUUCCUGAUGGCAAGUUUUAAAUAUUUGAUUUAAAAUUGAAUUCAGCGUUCGAAAUUGUGUUGUUGAUGGUGAAAUGUGAAGAAAAGGUUCAGAUUCGAAUGGAAGAGGAGCGAUUUAAAUGUAGUAACUUUACACUUGGAGACGUUGAAGUUCCCGGAUCUGAUUCGUACAUCAUCACAUUGAAGUCCAUCGCCAAAGAUUUUGACGAUACAAAGUACGGUUCGUUGUACCAGUCGAAGGGAAAAGAGUACUACCGGGCACAAGACUAUCCUAAAGCAGCUCAGGUUUAUAAACAUGCUUUGGUUUUCAAUAUGAGCGAUGAGUACAAGGCAAAGAUGGUAUCAAAUUUAUGUGCUUGUUACACUCAGGUAAGACUUACAGGAUUUAUGAAGUGGUAAUUUUAUUGACAGUUUGUAACUUCAAUGUUUAGUUGAAAGAAUGGGACGAAAUCACCAAACUUACAGAUGAUCUGGUGAUUCCUGACAGUUUGGACAAGCAGAUUGUGAGUAAAUUAAAGUUCCGACGUGGAAUGGCCUUAUAUAACAAGAAACGGUACAAUGAAGCAAUAGAUGAAUUUAAGCAUGCAUUAAUUUUUGACAAGGCCAACAUGGUAAGGAAACAAUAACAUGUUUAAUUUGUAAUUUUAGUACAUUCAAUCCUACAUUGGUCUGAGCACAGAAAAAGGUCGUAAGCAGGAACAAAAGUUACAAAAGUUUUACUCAGGGAUGAUGAAAGAAUUCUCAAAAGAACAGACCACAAAAUCUCAUAGAUUCACUUUAUUUAGCAAGGCUGCUGCUGUUGUUGUGAUUGUUAUUGUUGUAGCCGUUGUAAUUCAUUAUUUCUUCCAAUAA